AUGCCGCUUUGCACCAUCGAUGAGUUCGAAAAGGAGGUGCUAGAUAUAGGGGCUAACGCCUCAGAUGCGUACGAGGAAUCAGACGCGCCCUUCGCCGCCGACGCAGAUGACGACGAAGACCUGGGUGUAUUCGUCUUCUACCAGGGCGACGUGGACGGCGUCUGUGCGCUGUUCAUACUGGAGCAUCACAAGCGGCUUAGCCACGGCCUGAAGCUGACGAGCUACCCAGUGCACUGCGAAGCGGACAUAUACAGCUACAUAAAGAAGAACCUCAGCAUCAUCACAACGUACCCGGAUGUACAGCAUGAGGCUUACUUGCGGGUCGUACUGCUAGGGGUACAUGGCUGGGACCCGGAGCUUCUCUACGCCAUCAAGGUCCACUUCUCCCAGAAACUUCCGGAGUCUCGAAGAUCGGAGCUCAAGAUAUGCAUUGUGCCGGCUUCGAGGCCGCUCACGUUUUUCAACGUCUCAUUCGACGCCGACUGGUAUUUUUUCGUCGGGAAUGAGGAGGAAGUGGCGCUGGAGCAGUCAAUCCAAGAGCGGGAGCUAGUGGGUGGUAUAUACAUGUCGACCUCGGUAGCCUCCCUUAUCGCAUCAAUCACCAAGACCACCCAUGAGUCCAGCAGAGCGGCGAUCAUGUACGCAUCGGCUGUCGCUACCAUCAGCCGCAUGGAGCAUUCCUGUUCCUUGGACACAAACGUGAACACGCAAAUCACCCGGCUAUUCCAGGAGAUUUCGAUGCUUGACGGUGGGCCGUAUGUGCAGUACGACUCGGAACGCACACCUUUCCCCCUCAUAUCAUUCACGUAA
Babesia bigemina is the source of this 810-nucleotide messenger RNA. RefSeq lists its product as hypothetical. The transcript is spliced from 5 exons. The coding region runs from base 1 to 810 and encodes 269 amino acids. The record is from RefSeq and is a predicted model, not a curated record. Lineage: Eukaryota; Apicomplexa; Aconoidasida; Piroplasmida; Babesiidae.